GUCGCUCCGCGCCAAACGUACUAGACGUUGUCGGAAUGUCGCUCCUCACCGAGAAGUUGAUGGACAUGUUCUGGAUUGGAUGUAGCUACUUGUUUAUAACUUGUGUAUUGCUGCUCCUACAUCCAAUUCAAGUGUCAGGAGACGGCAAUGUUGAAAUUUUGCUACUGACAUACAACAACAGUGGCUCACUAGCUGACGAUGGGCGUUGCUGUGAUCGAGAGCCUUUUUGUGAUGUGUGUGAAAACUACUUUGAUAUCUGCUACCGGGAAGGCACCUCCACACGUUCCCCCUCGCCGUUAUGCAAUUCCAGAGUAGUGACGCAAACCAGAUUCGGCGACAACGUCAAUUUUGCGUCUGGCCCAAGUGUGUUUGGAGAUGGAAUUGGGAAUCCUCUCAGAUUUCCUUUUGACAGGACAUGGACGGGUCAAUUUAGUUUGGAAUUAUCUGUUUGGGACGAUGAUUCAGACCAGUUGGUGUUGGGUCGAGAUCCUGAUCUUAUCGCUUCUGAGACAGUGAACGUUGAUAGUCGACAGGGUAACAGCACAAAACCAAUGACUGUCAUGAGUUCAUAUGCCAUAAUGACACUACGGUGGAAAGUCGUCUGUAAUGAAAAUUUUUAUGGAGACUGCACUGUGUACUGCAAAGCAGAAGAUUCGGAUGCGACGGGACAUUACGCUUGCGAUGAAGCUGGCAAGAAAGUGUGUAUGGCGGGUUGGACUGGAGAAAGUUGCAGAAUUAAUGUGUCUGUUUGUAGUACACAACCAUGUCAAAAUGGUGGGGGGUGUACCGCAACUGAAGGAGGAUUCAGUUGUUCUUGUCCAGUUGGCUUUUUGGGAACUCGGUGUGAACACGAUGUAAACACUUGUCGAAGUCAACCAUGUCAAAAUGGUGGAACAUGCCAUAGCAAACAGAAUGAUUAUAUCUGUGUGUGUGCUGAUGGAUUUAAUGGCAAGCAUUGUGAAAACGAUAUUGAUGAAUGUGAGAACAACCCUUGUGACAGUGGACUGUGUGUUGAUGGAAUUGCCUCAUACUCUUGCAACGAAGGGAGCACUGCCGAAGCUGUCAGUAGUAACAAAAGUGAUAACAAUAUUGCUUUGUAUGCUGGAGCUGGAGCAGGUGGUGGUUUGGUGCUACUUUUUGUUAUUGUGGGUAUAGUGAUUCUGAUUCGGCGAUCGCAUAGCCCUGUCAAAGCUGAGACUGUUUCUACUGUUUCUGUGUCUCGUGUUAACAAUGAGGUCACACCACCAAAGUGGGUGAAUCUCGGUGUGGAACCAGUUUACGAAGUAAUUGCUGAUUUAGAAAAUUGUUAUGACCAGCCACGUGCAUCUGCUCAUGUGAAUUCGGGUAAUCCCAAUUAUGGAGUGUCGAAAGGAUGCGUUGCAAGUCCCAUUGAAGGCAACAGUGGAGGCAUGGAUAAUACUGCAACUGGUACUGUACAAGUAGAGAACACAUCAGGCAAUCAACAUUUGGAGGAGUACAUGGUAAUGAGUGGAAACACUGCAAACGUUGCUUACAAUACACCCAAACCAGCUGCAGUCUAGGUUAGUUGGGUUAGUUGCUGGAUUUGUUCUAGUGUGAUGAUGCCAUAAGAAACUUUGGUGGCUUUUGUCCAACUGGUCAUAAUGCUACUAUUUAAUUCUUGUUGUACAGUAAAUGUGUUGACUGCAAAUUUACCUCAUAUUGUAUGCCACCUUAUUGAACUUAUGUAUAUAUACAGACAUCUCACAUGGAUGGUAUAUUUAGGUUAUGAAAUAUGAAACGUUGUUGGGUUUGACUA
This is a messenger RNA of Corticium candelabrum, 1777 nucleotides long. RefSeq names its product delta-like protein 4. The record is from RefSeq and is a predicted model, not a curated record. Gene Ontology annotation, molecular function: calcium ion binding. Gene Ontology annotation, biological process: multicellular organism development; Notch signaling pathway; cell communication. NCBI's taxonomy places the organism in Eukaryota, Metazoa, Porifera, Homoscleromorpha, Homosclerophorida, Plakinidae. The transcript has 7 exons. Gene Ontology annotation, cellular component: membrane. The coding region runs from base 36 to 1541 and encodes 501 amino acids.